Malaya genurostris is the source of this 1433-nucleotide messenger RNA. It is a transcript of the gene BCL7-like, whose product is annotated as B-cell CLL/lymphoma 7 protein family member B-B. The transcript has 2 exons. NCBI's taxonomy places the organism in Eukaryota, Metazoa, Arthropoda, Insecta, Diptera, Culicidae. The record is from RefSeq and is a predicted model, not a curated record. The coding region runs from base 282 to 809 and encodes 175 amino acids.
GGUGGAUUCUGUAUGUGAAGAAGGACAGAGCAGUGACAGACGCUUCAAGGAAUCCAUUUUCGUGUAGCAUAUAUUUUUCGGUCGGGUGCAGUGAGAAAACGGCAAUAAAAACAAACUAAAACUGGUUCAACUGUUUCUUCGGGAACACAAAACGCUAAUUUCUCGUCCGGUGCACAAUUUUUGUAAUUUUAACUUAAAAUUUAAUAGUGCUUAGCUGAUUUUUUUUUCUAUUCAUCGAUUUUUCUCCGUCUUACUUUCGAUUGGGGGUACUGCAUUGUGUUAUGGUUGGUGUGUCGUCAAAGGAUAAACCAUUUCCGAACAUGUCCCGCAGUGUACGAGCCGAAACGCGUGCCAGUAAGAAAGAUGAUGUCAAAAAAUUUAUGCUCUCGAUGGACCGUGUUCGUCGUUGGGAGAAGAAGUGGGUCACGAUCGGUGAAACCUCGAUGAAAAUCUUCAAGUGGGUCCCAAUUUCCAGCAAGGAAAACAAAAAGGGCGCUGGUUUGCUGAAAGGUGCAACGGGGGUGAGCAGUGGUGGUGUAAAUGGACUAAAUACAUCGGUCAGCAAUGCAGCCACGGUCAAUAGUAAUAGUAAUAGCAACAGUAGCGAAAACAAGGAGAACAGCAGAAAACCAGGAACGGAUUCGAAUUCGAACUCGAAUUUCGCGCUGACCACUGAAGAUUCUAAUACCUGUUUCUCACUUGUAAGCGAUUCUCAGGGUGCGACAGAGUUCGUGUCGAAUAUGCCCUUCUCCGAGGACUCGAACUCACAAGGCUCGGAUAGUGUACCGAAGCGGCUGAAGAGUGAUUAGAUACGGAAUUUUCAUCUAUGGAUUCGAACCUUUGACGUCAUGUGGUCUGGAACAUGAUUCACUGAUCCCAACUCUAUUAUGCGUAAGUUAGUACUUUUGUUUUGGUACCCGAGCAUCAUCUGAAUGUGAAGAAAAAAAUUGAUUUGUACAAACGUGGCUACGAAGAUGCAUAAAGUCUUAGAGAUAGGAUUAGGUGUUCUAUAUGUUUCGAGUGGAGUGAGAGUAACACAGCACUGAAGAUUGGGAUACAGUUUCUAGUAUGACAGUUGGCUUGACAGUUAUCCACUGUUACUGCGUCUAUCUUUAUCGUUGACCUCUCGAAAAAUAUACAAAAUGUAAAUUAUUUAUUUCCACAGUCACACUUUUCACUAAUUCGACAAGUUCAGUAAAUGUUACAUGAGUCACGUAUACAUAUAUAUAUCAACACAGCAGUAUCGGUAGGUUCUGUCUAGUUUUAUCGUACAGCUCGCGCUUAGUCGCUUCAUACAAGGGCUGCCACGCGUUGCUCUUCGAGUUUAGAUUUUUAGCUGCAUUUUCCGUAUAUUUUAGAACAAACUUUAGAAAUCUGCAGAAUGGAGGAAAAACGGCAGAUAUAAGAUACAUAUAAUGAGGAAAAUCACCAAA